UGGUAACUUCAAUCACUGUGUCACCCUCAUUGAGAAGAUCUCCGAUCGUCAAAUUACAAAGAUGGCGGCGUGGACAGCGGCGGCGCGUCAAGCUUCAGCCCUCUCUCGGCUCUCGGCUUCCAAAUCAGUGAAUUCAACCAGCCAAGGCGCACUCCUCAUCCAGCGGCGCGGUCUAUCCGGCGGUGGUGACCAUCAUGGUCCUCCAAAGGUGGACUUUUGGAAGGAUCCAAUGAGCCCAUCAAAAUGGAAAGAAGAGCAUUUUGUGAUAGUCUCUCUUACUGGUUGGGGUUUGGCCUUCUAUGGAGGUUAUAAGCUCUUCACAGGAGGAAAGAAAGAGAAGAAGGAAGAGAAAUGAUCACACGGACGUCGGGUUGUCUCUAUUCACCGGCAAUAAAGUAGUGUAAGUUGCUAGGUCAUUGUGGCCUUGUUCAAGCCAAUAUGAGGAUGUAAUUUGUCGUCCCCUAUCCAUUCCAUUCUAGCUUUGAACUUCGAGUUGUACAUGAAAUGUUGGUCUAACAAUCAACUAUGAGUUCUUUCCUGAAUCGUUAAUCCAUUUAAUAACCAUCACCAUGAGUAUGUUGAGGA
Messenger RNA from Solanum verrucosum, 585 nucleotides. RefSeq lists its product as uncharacterized. The record is from RefSeq and is a predicted model, not a curated record. The transcript is spliced from 4 exons. The coding region runs from base 62 to 355 and encodes 97 amino acids. NCBI's taxonomy places the organism in Eukaryota, Viridiplantae, Streptophyta, Magnoliopsida, Solanales, Solanaceae.